CAGCAAAAAAACCGAACAAUCAUCAAUGACUGCCCUCGCGCACUCUGUGGCGCCUGUGCGCGACAUUGAGCGUGUUCAGUUUGGCAUUCUCAGCCCGGACGAGAUCAAAGCCAUGUCUGUGGCCAAGAUUGAGUUUCCGGACGCCAUGGAGAACGGCAUGCAGAAACGCGGUGGCCUGUCGGAUCCGCGGAUGGGCACGGUGGAGCGCCAGUUCAAGUGCCAGACCUGCACGGGCUCGAUGGGAGACUGUCCAGGCCACUUUGGCCACAUUGAGCUGGUCAAGCCCGUGUUCAACGUGACCAUGAUGACGAAAAUCCAAAAGACGCUCAAGUCGGUCUGCUACCACUGCUCGCGGCUGCUCGUCUCCCCCGAGGACAUGGCGUACAAGCACGCGCAGCGAACAAACAACAUGAGCGAGCGGUUCCGCCGCUUGUCGACUGCUUGCUUUGGCAAGACGCGGUGCGGCGGUGGCACGGAUGUCGACGCCGACAUGAAGCCCUCCAUCGAUCUGACGGCCAAGGCGCGCACCGGCUGCGGCAAUGUGCAGCCCAAGUACAAGCGUGAUGGCCUGUCGCUGACCUACGAGUUCCGCUUGACGGGCGCAAAGAAGGACAGCGAGAGCACGGCGGGCGGUGGCAGUGGCGGCGGCGCGUUGCCGACCGGCACGCAAACGCUCUCGCCCGAGAAGGCCCACGAGAUUCUCAAGCGCAUCUCGGACGAGGAUUGCCGCGCGCUCGGCUUCAAUCCCGAGCAAGGCCGUCCCGACUGGAUGAUCAUCACCGUGCUGCCCGUGCCGCCAAUGACGGUGCGCCCAUCCGUUGUGAUGGACUCUGUCGCUCGCGGUAUUGACGAUCUGACGCACAAGCUGGCCGACAUUAUCAAGGCCAACCACAACCUACGGCAGCAGGAGCUUCGUGGAUCCCCCGCGCACAUUAUGGAAGAGUACACCAAGCUGCUGCAGUACCACGUCGCAACCUACGCAGACAAUGAAAUCCCCGGCGUCGCCACCGCGCAACAGAAGAGCGGCCGUCCGCUCAAGUCCAUUCGGCAGCGCAUGAAGGGCAAGGAGGGUCGCAUCCGUGGCAACUUGAUGGGCAAGCGUGUCGAUUUCUCGGCACGUACCGUCAUCACAGCCGACCCCAACCUUUCGCUGGACGAGGUUGGUGUGCCGCGCUCCAUUGCACUCAACCUGACCUUCCCCGAAAUGGUCACGCCGUACAACAUUGACCGCAUGUACGAGCUGGUCCGACGAGGCGCGCUCGAGCACCCCGGCGCCAAGUACGUCAUUCGGGACGACGGCACGCGCAUUGAUCUGCGUUUCAGCCGAACGCAGGGCCAGGAGAUUCACCUCGAGCCCGGGUAUCGAGUCGAGCGUCACAUUGUCGACGGCGACCCUGUCAUUUUCAAUCGACAGCCGUCCCUGCACAAAAUGUCCAUGAUGGGUCACCGCAUUCGUGUCCUGCCCUGGUCGACCUUCCGUCUCAACUUGUCCGUCACCACGCCCUACAAUGCCGAUUUCGACGGUGAUGAGAUGAACCUUCACGUGCCGCAAAACCUCGAGACGCGUGCCGAGGUGACUGAAAUUAUGAGCGUCUCGCGCCAAAUUCUCACACCUGCGGGCAACCGUCCCGUCAUGGGUAUCGUGCAGGACACGCUGACUGGCAGUCGCAAACUGACCAAGCGUGACACGUUCAUUGAGAUGGACCUCAUGAUGCAGCUGCUCAUGUGGCUGCCUGGCUGGACGGGCCAUGUUCCCCAGCCGGCCAUCCUCAAGCCGCGUCCAAUGUGGACGGGCAAGCAAAUCUUCUCAAUGAUCAUUCCCGCCGAAGUCAACCUGACGCGCACGCACUCGACGCACGACGACGAAGAGGACAAGGGCAACUAUGUGCACAUGUCCCCUUCCGACACCAAGGUGCUCAUCGAGAAGGGUCGCCUUCUGUCUGGUAUCAUCUGCAAAAAGACGCUCGGUCCUUCGGCGGGCGGUUUGAUCCACAUUCUCUUCAAGGAGUGGGGCCACGAGGUGGCGCGCAACUUUUUCAAUGCAUGCCAGCGAGUGGUCAACUACUGGCUCAUGUGGGAAGGCCACAGCAUUGGUAUCGGCGAUGCUGUUGCCGACGACGCGACCAUGAUGCAGGUCGAGGACGCCAUCCGUCGCGCCAAGGAAGACGUCAAGAAGGUUGUCGAGUCUGCCCAGCACGGUCGCCUCGAGUCCACGCCCGGCAACACGCUGCGCGAAACGUUCGAGAACGAAGUCAACAAAUACCUCAACAAUGCCCGCGAGGAUGCCGGUAAAAAGGUGCAGGAUUCGCUGGGUGACUUUAACAACUUCCGCCUCAUGGCUGUCGCGGGUUCCAAGGGUUCCGUUUUGAAUAUUUCGCAAGUCAUUGCUUGCGUCGGCCAGCAGAACGUCGAGGGUAAGCGCAUUCCAUUCGGCUUCCGCUUCCGCACCCUCCCGCAUUUCGUCAAGGACGACUAUGGCCCAGAGUCUCGUGGAUUUGUGGAAAACUCGUACCUCAAGGGUCUCACUCCCAGCGAGUUCUUCUUCCACGCCAUGGGUGGUCGCGAGGGUGUCAUUGAUACCGCCGUCAAGACCUCCGAAACGGGUUACAUUCAGCGUCGCUUGGUCAAGUGCAUGGAGGACGUCAUGGUCAAGUACGACGGCACCGUUCGCAACUCGCUCGGCGAUGUGAUUCAGUUUGUGUAUGGUGAAGACGGUCUGGAUGGCGCGCAUCUCGAGUUUGGCAACCAGCCAAUUCUCGCUCCCAACAACGACCGCUUCAACUCGCUCUACAAGUACGACGACAAGACGUUGAACGAGCUGUCUGUCCGGCUGACGCCCGAAAUUUACGAAAAUGUCAUGACGGUCGAAAUGCAAGACGCCCUCGAGCGCGAGUUUAACCAGCUUGCCACCGAUCGCACCCUGCUUCGCGCCCUCUUCCCGACCGGCUCUGGCAUGCUUGACGCUGCCGUCCCAGUCAACGUGCCUCGUCUGAUCUGGAACGCUCAGAAGACGUUCAACAUUGACAAGCGACACCAAUCCGACUUGCACCCGGUGGCCGUCAUUGAGGGCGUGCGUCGCUUGACGGAAAACCUGGUUAUCGUCAAGGGCUCCGACCCGAUCAGCGUUGAAGCGCAGAACAAUGCCAUUUGUCUCUUUGGCAUUCACUUGCGCUCUGUGCUCAACUCCAAGCGUGUCCUUUUGGAGCACCGUCUCCACAGCCAGGCAUUCGAGUGGCUCCUCGGCGAGAUCGAGUCCCGCUUCCAGCAAGCCAAGGUCGAGCCCGGCGAAAUGGUUGGCGCUCUUGCCGCGCAGUCGCUUGGUGAACCCGCCACCCAAAUGACGCUCAACACGUUCCACUUUGCUGGUGUGUCUGCCAAAAACGUCACGCUUGGUGUCCCGCGUUUGCGCGAGCUCAUCAACGUGUCCAAGAGCCCCAAGACGCCGUCGCUCACCGUUUAUCUGCAGAGCGGCAUGGAUCAGGAGCGCGCCAAAGAUGUGGCCUGCCGUCUUGAACACACCACGCUGCUCAAAAUCACCACACACACGGAAAUUUACUACGACCCCAACCCUCUCGCGUCCGUCGUGGAGGAGGACCAGUCGUUCGUCAACGAUUACUACGAGAUGCCCGACGACCCCGAAAUCCUCAAGCACAUCUCGCCGUGGUUGUUGCGCAUGGAGCUCGACCGCAAGCAAAUGGAGUACCGUCGGUUGACCAUGGAGCGCGUGGCUGAAAAGAUUACCGCUGAUUUCGGCAACGAUCUGCACGUCAUCUUCUCCGACGACAACGCCGACAAGCUCAUUCUGCAAAUCCGCAUGCUCAAGAAGACGAGCGAAGGCGACGGCGAGAGCGGCGACAAGAACCCCGAAGACGAGCUCCGGUCUGGCGCUGCCGACGACACGUUCUUGCGCAAGCUCAUUCCCAACUACCUGUGGCCACUGACGCUCCAGGGGCUGGAAGACAUUGCCAAAGUCUACAUGACGCAAAAGAACCGCAAGCACUUCCACCCCGUCACUGGCGCGCUCGUCAACGACAAGAACGUCAAGGAGUGGGUGCUCGAGACAGACGGGUCGUCGCUGCUCCUCGCCCUUUCGCAGCCGAACGUUGAUGUGACGCGCACCGUUUCCAACGACAUUGUCGAGAUUAUGCGCGUUCUCGGCGUCGAGGCUGUGCGCCAGUCGCUCUUCAAGGAGAUGCAUGCCGUGUACUCGCUGUACGGUAUUUACAUCAACUACCGCCACUUGGCCCUCUUGUGCGAUGUCAUGACUGCUCGUGGCCACAUCAUGGCUGUUACGCGUCACGGUAUCAACGGUUUGGACACUGGCCCGCUCAUGCGCUGCUCGUUCGAAGAGACUGUCGAAAUUCUCGUCACCGCCGCGCAGCACUCUGAGACGGACUGGCUGCGUGGCCCAUCGGAGAACAUUAUUUUGGGCCAGCUGGCUCCUGUCGGCACUGGCUACUUUGAUCUUUUGCUGAACGAGAAGAUGCUCGAGCACGCCGUCGAAAUGCCCCAAACCUUUGGCGUCAACGCCUUUAUGGAUGGCAUGUUUGAUCCGCUCGGCAUUAGCUCGCCGUCUGCCGGCUUGUCGCCCAUGGCGGUCACGCAGUACCACACGAACGAAGGCUACAGCGUCUACUCGCCCAAUUCGCCCAGCAACGCUGCCUUCUCGCCCGCUGGCAACGCCUCUUUCAGUCCCGCGUACGGCGCGCUGUCGCCGUUCAAUCAGAGCGGGCGCUCCCCCGACCCGUACGCUGCGUCCAGUCCGCGCCGCGGCCCCGCGAGCCCGUACCAUGCUGCGAGCCCAAGCUACUCGCCCGGCGACACUGACUAUUCUCCGUCCAGCGGCAAGGGCUAUUCUCCAACCUCACCCCGGUACUCGCCGACCAGUCCGAGCUACUCUCCCACCAGCCCAAGUUACUCGCCCACCAGUCCGAGCUACUCGCCGACGAGCCCGAGCUACUCGCCGACGAGCCCAAGCUAUUCGCCGACCAGCCCAAGCUACUCUCCGACAAGCCCGAGCUAUUCGCCCACAAGCCCCAGCUACUCGCCCACUAGCCCCAGCUACUCGCCCACUAGCCCCAGCUAUUCGCCGACCAGUCCAAGCUAUUCACCGACAUCCCCGUCGUACUCGCCGACGAGCCCAAGCUACUCUCCCACAAGCCCGAGCUACUCUCCCACCAGUCCCAGCUACUCGCCCACAAGCCCCAGCUACUCGCCGACCAGCCCAAGUUAUUCGCCCACAAGCCCCAGUUACUCGCCCACAUCGCCGUCCUACUCGCCAACGAGCCCGAGCUAUUCUCCCAACCAACCCCAGCCUCCCGCCAAUCAGCGUGGAGGCAAUCAGCAACAGCGUCGUUGA
This is a messenger RNA of Capsaspora owczarzaki ATCC 30864, 5359 nucleotides long. Its product is annotated as polymerase II polypeptide A. The transcript is spliced from 2 exons. The coding region runs from base 26 to 5359 and encodes 1777 amino acids. The record is from RefSeq and is a predicted model, not a curated record. Gene Ontology annotation, molecular function: DNA binding. Gene Ontology annotation, cellular component: RNA polymerase II, core complex. Gene Ontology annotation, biological process: transcription by RNA polymerase II. Lineage: Eukaryota; Filasterea; Ministeriida; Capsasporidae.